Zea mays is the source of this 1124-nucleotide messenger RNA. Its product is annotated as pectinesterase inhibitor 10. The coding region runs from base 146 to 832 and encodes 228 amino acids. Gene Ontology annotation, biological process: negative regulation of catalytic activity. The transcript has a single exon. Gene Ontology annotation, molecular function: enzyme inhibitor activity. The record is from RefSeq and is a predicted model, not a curated record. Lineage: Eukaryota; Viridiplantae; Streptophyta; Magnoliopsida; Poales; Poaceae.
CAGCCAAUCCCCUCCUUUUCCUCACAUUCAAAUAAAUAAUCGUUAAAUAAACAGAAUUAAAACAAAUCGAUUAUUAAUUGACCACGUCUCCUUCUAUUUACCCCGGACCCUAACCAAACUCUAACCUCCAUUUCUUCCCUUCGCCAUGACGCCGCCGCCGCCGCCGUGCCUCGCCUGCCUCCUCACCCUCCUCCUCCUCGCCGCCGCGGCGGCGCCACCGGCCGGCGCCAUCUGCGUCCCGCGCAAUCCCGGUGGCCACAGCAAGCCAGGAGCGCCGGCCAAGCCCGCGCCACCGAAGCCGAAGCCUCUCACGCCCGCGGCGCCGGCGCCGCCGAAGCUGACGCCGAUGGCCCCAGGCGCCGACAUCGUGCGGAGCCUGUGCCUGAAGACCGACUACCCCGACCUGUGCAUGUCGGCCAUCGCGAAGCAGCCGCAGCCGCAGCUGCCGGUCGGGAAGCGGCUGGACGGCGCCGGCGUGCUGCGGCUGGCCAUGGGCGCCGUGCGCACCAAGGCCGCCGAGGCCAAGGCCGCGGCGGGCGCGCUCGCCAACGACCCCCGGACGCAGCCGCUGGCGCGCGGCCCGCUGCACGACUGCGUCGAGUCGUUCGACGACAUCGCCUACAGCCUCGACCAGGCCGCCAAGUCCCUCGCCGCCGGCGACCGCGACACCACCGGCACCAUGCUCGACACCGUGCGCACCGACGUGGACACCUGCGACCAGGGCUUCGAGGAGCGCGAGGAGCUCACGCCGGUCAUGGCCAAGCACGACGCCGAGCUCGCCAAGCUCUCCAGCAACUGCCUCGCCAUCGCCACCGCCGCCGGCUUGCGCUAGAUCGCCUGUGCAUGUGCUAGCUCCUAGGCAACAACAACAAUAAUAUAUAUACCGCCACCUUAUAAUUAACUCUCCACGCAUCAGAGAAGCUUCACACAUGCACCAAACUUGUGCAUCCAUGGAUAUCCAAGAAGAAGAUGUAGUUAGUGCAAGCGUUCCGGUUAUUUCGUUUUCCUUUUACUCCUCUUCAUUCCUUCUACCUUCACCAAGAACUGAUUGUUGACUGACAGCACCUACAAGAGUUUAUGUAAAUUUUAUUUAAAUCCGAUAAUUAUAAUCCUAAACUUGAUCA